AUGGAAGGUGUCGUUCAUAAAAAGGAGCGGUACAACGGCUUGCAGGCGAGAAGAGAUCGUCGUGAGUUGAGGGAGAAAAUGUGCGAGCUGGCGAAACUGGUGCCGAACCCGAGCGGAGAGAAGAUGACGUCAGAUUGCGUCUGUCAAUAGUGUUUCGAAGCGUUUUCGUUUUCAGCGAGCUCACAGUUAUGAUGGGAGCCGUGAACUUGCUCACCGGACGUGCUCCGCCCGGAAAGUACGUGUUGGAAGGAGCGAGUGUUCAGGAGAAGAACAACUUUAGAAGAGAACUCGAGAGAAAGGAGGUCGACAAGUUGAGAGACAUCAUCAGGGAGAAGGGCGUCACUGUGAGAUUCUUGUGAGUUCACUGAUGAGAGCAACGCGUAUUGUAUCGCCUUUGUAAACUGGCACUGUGCCAGCCAACUCAAUAUUGCCGCGCUUACGCUUCAGCUCACCAUGGAUUAUUUUCAGGAAGAAGCUCGAUGUGCUGUCGUUGACCAUCCAGUGCAUCAGAAUGAACGGAAAUAAGGAUGUGAGUUCGAAAAACUAAAAGACAGCCACAACUUUGAAUAGGAGACGAAUCAGACAGAUAGCCCCGGCUUCAUAGAGAAAUUCAAUGAUUCCAGACGCCGCCUGCCAACAAUCAGGGCCUCAACAUGCUUCCACCACUUCCGAUCAUUCCGAUCAUUCCCAUGAUCGACCCGAACUGGCUCAAACUGCUCGAGCUGUUGUAUUUGGCUCAACAAAUGCAGCAGAUGCAGAUGAAUUCCGAGCAGAACGGCACCGACCUGGAAACUGACGGUCCCCAGUGA
Messenger RNA from Caenorhabditis sp. 36 PRJEB53466, 809 nucleotides. The record is from the annotation of a GenBank genome assembly. NCBI's taxonomy places the organism in Eukaryota, Metazoa, Nematoda, Chromadorea, Rhabditida, Rhabditidae.